UAUCUUCAGCAUAUCAACGUCGAGUAACUUUGUAGAGAUUGUAAUAGCCAUUAAUAUGCCAUGCCAGGCAAUGAUUUAAGUUGCUAUAUUAUCAAUAACUUUAUUCGAGCAUUAUUAAAUUUUCUGUGGUUGCUUUUAUUUCAAUACUGAUAUAACCUAUACAAUAUAUAUAAUUCAGCGCUGAUUUGGUAGUUUAAGCAUAUUUGUUGUUUAUUAAUUAUUGUGAAUAUUCAACUCCUUUACAGUAUUAUUGUGUAUUAAAUACUUACACUUCUCUAUUGCGACUAUUUAAUAAUACUUCAAAUAUACAAAAAGCAGAUAUUCAAAGGAAUAUUGAGCAUUUUUUACCAUCAUGUUUCCAAAUAACCCUUCAUACACUGGAACUGUGCCAAAAACAGACUGUUAUGGUCGUACAUUGAGUGUUAAAUCAAGAAAUGAAACAAUACGCUUGAAUGGAUGUAUAAUAACACCAAUACCCCCUAUGUCAACUUCUAGUAUUGAAUCCCACAGACAUUCACAGCUUGCGACAGGAUACCUUCUUGGCGAUACGAUUCCUACCAGUGAGUGCGUCAGACAACGUCAGCAAGCGAACCCGGGAACUACUAUUGACGAUACUACACCCAAAAACAGCAAUACAAGUUCGACAUCUCCCAAAGAGUCUUCUUCUCAAGACAGUCGAUAUCCAGAAAUUUCUUGGGCACAUUUCGAUCGAGUUCAGCACGCCAAGUUUUUGGAGUCUUUGCUACCUACAAUGCUACCGACUUUACAGGCAGAUAAAUUAGAAAAGCUUGAAUCUGCGAUGGACAAGCCGACCAAUACCGAUACUAAGUUGCCAAGCCGAGCUACAGUUGAGAGAAAUUUGAAGCGAAUUCAGGGUUACAUCAAUGAUACUACGCAGACGAUGGAUGAACUCUGCCUAUCGACCGAUCCCAGAGCCAAGGAGCAUUACAAUAGAUUAGCUACAAUAGUCGAAGAUCUGCGAGACAGUGAGAAAAAAUUGAGCGUUCUUCUCGAGAGUUCGCAAAAAUUUUGGCAGGAUGAGGAGGAUGGUGGAGUCAACUUGCGUAAAAAACUCGAAUUAACAGAGCAAAAAUUGCAAGAGUUGAAGGACGAGCAACAUGCAACCCAAGACUUGUCGCACAAAGCGCGUGAGGGCCUCGAUCAGCUUCGUAGAGUCCAACGAGAAGCGGCCGAAAUACAGGAGGAAAUCGAAGAAAACGAAAAAGUACGCCAAAAUCUCAAAUACAAAGUCAUGAAAAAAGAAACCCUGGAUUUAAGACAAAAACUAGUCGGCUUGGAAAGGAAAAAAAAGAAUAUGGAUCAGCUUGUAGAUGAGCUAAAUUCGUUUAACGUAAAUGAUAAAACAAGCUCUUCAACUGGUAGCGAUCGCGAGUCAAAGCUGGCUGAACUUGAAAAGCUCAAAAUUCAGUUAGCACAUGUUAAAUCGGUAAUGAAUCAAGCCUUAUUGAACAAGGAGAAGCGAUCUACUGAUGACGACGACGACGAUGAUGAUGAUGAUGAUGUAGCUGCAUCUGAAGAAACUAAUCCGCUUGUCAACUUUGAUGAAGAAGCCCAAAAUUCUGAACCAGAUGCUUCUUCUGAGCCAGAUACGUGUGACGAGGAUUUCAAAGUUCGUCAAUUGACCAAUGAAAGCAAAGCUAUGUACCAGCAAGUACAAUCUGCUACAGCAGAGUUACUAGAACAACAGAAAAUGUUGCUUUUAGCUCGAACAGAACUUCGACAAAAAUUGAAAGAGCAACUGUCAAAGAAAGCUAAUGAUGCGAUUGAUGAACAACAUAAACAGCAAAUUUCUGCAGAGAAAAAAGAAAGCAAUAAACAUGUUGAAAAUGAUGUCAAAAAGGAUAAAUCGUCGACACAUUCCAGCCGACAAAACUCGUUAUCCCGAGAGAAUCAUGUUGAAAAGCAACCUAAAAGUUGGGCACCUGCUCACUUUCAUGCUAAACAAUCCAAUAUGUCUGAUUCACCAAGUGUAGAUUCAGCGGAGAUGAAUCCUUUAUUACUGAAUGAAUCUAUGUUUAAUCGUUGGACACCUUCUGCACCUUCAUGCAACAAUACAGCUCCCAAUUCAUCUCCUUUCUGGUGGACUCAGUUUCAACCACCGUCAGCGUCCUUUUGGGGUAAUCAUUCUUCUGGAUAUCAGACGACUUCACCAGUUGGAGAAUCACCAACGCCUUCUAUGGAAAAUUAUAAACAAAUGUUGAUCCAUUCUCAACAAUCUCAACAAAUACAAAUUUUAAUGGCAACAGUACAAAAUUAUACUGAAAUCAUGAGUAUGCAGCGAAAUGAUAUAGAAACACUGAAAUCAGCUGUGUCCAGCCUCCAAGGACAAGUGCAAAGUUUGCAAACACAGGUCCAUUCUCUUUUGCACACUGGUGUUGUUCAAGACACCACCCAUUGCAAUUUGGAUCGUAACCAUCAAUCCUUUUGCAAUCCGCUAGAUCCGUCAAUGACUUUACCACCAAGUUCAUCGUUACCAAAUUUAGUAACUUUACCCAACGGACAAUCUACUCAAACUCCGAUAACUCAACCCCUUCAACUGAAUAACCAAAUUCCUCCAGGCAACAGAGCCAACAACUAUUGGGAUAAUUUUAGGAGUUAUUCAAGACAAAACUACCUUUCAGGAAGUUCAAAAGUACCUGAUCAUGUUCAAACGAAUUUUUACUCUGAUUAUACUAAUUAUGUACCUCCGACGUAUCCAAAUUAUGGCAACGUUCUCACUUCACGACCGCCUACAUCUACAAAUUCUUUGACAUCCGAUAUUAGACGAUCUAUGCAUGACGCAAGAUUAUUGCAACAGCAUUUACAGCAACAUUUGCAACAGCAGCAACCAACCCCCAAUAUCCAAAGGGACCCUAGUACUAAAGUAUUCUUAUCAUCAAAAGGGAAGCAGCAUAAACAAGUAUCUACAAAAUUAGAGUCAGAUGAUAUAAAGGCUAUGUUGAAGCAGUGUAUUAAGGCAUUGCAAUGGUCAGAACAAACUCAACACAAUGAAAGCAAAUUAUCAUCAUCUGAUAGCCAUAGUAGUUCAAAAUCUAGUGAAGAUGAAUCUGAAGUUGGUGGAGCGCACCUCCCUUCAGAUGUGGGGUUGAGGCUAAAAGUUCUUGAAUACGCUUCUACAAAAAAACGUAAAGAAAACAAGAAAGCUGAAGAUACAACUUUUUCAGUUCGACGUUCUUCCAGCAAUAAAUCGUCGAAAAAAGAACAUGAUAUACACUCAGCAGAUUGCAGCUUUAGCGAAGAUGUGAGUCGAAAUUUCGAAGCUGAAACAGAAGGAAAAGAACAAAAUCACCUUGAAAAAAUAACGCAACCAGAAGAUGGAGAAGAAAUGAAAGAAAGUGCAGAUCGACGAAGUUGAUAGAAUUAGAAACUUGAUUUUUUAUGCUAAUAAUUUAAUUUUUUGACUGCAAAAUGAUAUAUAGUAUUAUUUUUUAAAAAUUAUGUUUCAUUCAUGUUACUUUUUCAAGAAUAAGAUUCUCAUAGUUUUUUGUUGUAAAUUAUCGCUGACAAUUUAACGAAAAAGUAAAAAUAACGGUUAAUUCUUAACAAAUUCGCUUCGUGUAAAAAAAAAGUAGUAUUUUUGAAAAAAUCACGAAAUCAAAAUGAACAUGUAACGCGUGACUAUAAAUAUAUGAAUUACACAACAAGAGUAGGUAAUGAUUAAGGGUUUGCUGAUUACGAUCAACUUUCUUUUUUACGGCCGGGAAAUGGAAAAUUAUUAAUGUAGACAUUUAUUGGAAAUUCACCACAGUUUUCAAUUUUUUUUUCAGUAUUCAUAAGAUGACUAAUGUGAACUAAAUUGUAAUUAAACUAUAAUAUACUAUUUUAUUAACAAUUCUUAUAAACUACUUUUAGUAGAUAGCUGUACUAUAUAUGACGAAAAAAAAAUUUUUUUGAAUCUGA
This is a messenger RNA of Trichogramma pretiosum, 3921 nucleotides long. RefSeq lists its product as uncharacterized. The record is from RefSeq and is a predicted model, not a curated record. Bases 353 to 3376 code for a protein of 1007 amino acids. The transcript has 18 exons. Lineage: Eukaryota; Metazoa; Arthropoda; Insecta; Hymenoptera; Trichogrammatidae.